Messenger RNA from Populus trichocarpa (black cottonwood), 1177 nucleotides. RefSeq names its product GTP-binding nuclear protein Ran-3. Bases 200 to 865 code for a protein of 221 amino acids. The record is from RefSeq and is a predicted model, not a curated record. The transcript is spliced from 8 exons. Gene Ontology annotation, cellular component: cytoplasm; nucleus. Gene Ontology annotation, biological process: ribosomal subunit export from nucleus; protein import into nucleus. NCBI's taxonomy places the organism in Eukaryota, Viridiplantae, Streptophyta, Magnoliopsida, Malpighiales, Salicaceae. Gene Ontology annotation, molecular function: GTPase activity; GTP binding.
UCGAUCUUACCGUCCAACACACAGGUCGGCAACCACCAACGUCCCAGAUCUUCCCACUCUUUACAUCUUGGGUCUCUCACGCUCCUUAAACCUCCUCUUUAUAAACCCCUCCAUCCCUCACAAGCCCUCAAAAAUUCAAAUCCCAAGCAGUAGAAGCUCUCUCUACCAAUUCGAAAUUGAAUUUAAAUCUUAAAAUCAAAUGGCUUUGCCGAAUCAGCAAACUGUUGAUUAUCCAAGCUUCAAGCUUGUUAUUGUUGGUGAUGGUGGCACAGGGAAAACAACAUUUGUGAAAAGGCAUCUUACUGGCGAGUUCGAGAAGAAAUAUGAGCCAACUAUUGGUGUGGAAGUUCAUCCUUUGGAUUUCUUCACUAACUGUGGAAAAAUUAGAUUCUAUUGCUGGGAUACAGCUGGUCAAGAGAAGUUUGGUGGUCUCAGAGAUGGAUAUUACAUCCAUGGACAGUGUGCGAUCAUCAUGUUCGAUGUUACUGCUCGUUUGACAUAUAAGAAUGUCCCUACAUGGCAUCGGGAUCUUUGCCGGGUUUGUGAGAACAUUCCUAUUGUUCUUUGUGGAAACAAGGUUGAUGUGAAGAACAGGCAGGUGAAGGCAAAGCAAGUCACUUUCCACCGUAAGAAGAACUUGCAGUACUAUGAAAUUUCAGCAAAGAGCAAUUACAACUUUGAGAAGCCCUUCCUGUACCUUGCCAGAAAGCUUGCUGGGGAUCCCAAUUUGCAUUUUGUCGAGUCUCCUGCCCUGGCUCCCCCGGAAGUUACAAUUGAUCUUGCAGCACAGGCACAGCACGAGGCUGAGCUCGCUGCUGCAGUUAGUCAACCUCUUCCAGAUGAUGAUGAUGAUGUAUUCGAUUAAAGUGUUGAUGGAGAUCGUGGGUUUUGUGGCUGCUGGUGGAUUGAGAGGCUUUAAUAGUAUAUGGCCUUGAGGAUGUGGAUUUAUGUCCUUUGACAUGAACGAGUGUAAACUGAAUGGUUCUAGGUUAUUAUUGACCUGUUUGUUUUCCGUUGUCUGUUUCAUCAUUUUGAGGGUAUUGCCAUGCUUUGGUUCUUCUUCCCUCGCAUACCUACAGUUUUGUGUCAAUUUCUGUAGGAUUUUAUUAGUGUUGGUUUAUAUCUUAAUCGACCAGUGUUGUGUUGAUCCCAUUUAUGGCAUUUUCAAUUAUUUGCA